GAUUUCCCAUUCCCAAACCUGAGUUGAUCGCCCAGCUGGAACAAGGGGAAGAGCCGUGGGUGCCCGAUCUCCAGGCCUGCGAGGAAAGAGAGAUCCUGAGAGGCGACCGCACAGGUGCUGAGAGAGUGAGUGAGAAUGAAGAGGAGAAUCAUGAUGCAGAUGUUCUUGGUAAAGUGGAACCACAGGAGACCUUUACGGGAAGAGGUGAAGGGAAUUUUUCCCAGUGCUGGGAACAGGGAGAAGCCUGGGUAAAUUGGCAGCGGUCAGAGAGGCUGCUGGGAAACCAUCCAGGAAAGAAAGCGGAUGAAUAUAUUAACUGUGGGAGAGGAGACAAGGAUCCCAGAGCGCAGCAGACAAACCCCAAGGAAGAGACACCCAGGGACUGCCUGCAGUGUGGGAAAGGAUUCAUUGUGAGAUCACAGCUUGUGACACAUCAGACAAUCCACACUGGAGAGAAACCCCUUCAAUGCUUGGACUGUGGGGAAAUCUUCAAUAACUGCUUAGACCUUAAUAACCAUGGGAGAUGCCACACAGAAGAGAAACCCGUUCAAUGCCUCCAGUGCGGGAAAUGUUUCAUUUGGAAGUCAGAAAUAAUUACACAUCAUAUAAGCCACACAGGAGAUAGACCCCAUAAGUGCGUGGACUGUGGGAAAAGUUUCAUACGGAGGUCACACCUUGUUAAUCAUCAGGCAAUCCACACAAGAGAGAGACCUCACAAGUGCGUGGACUGUGGGAAAAGUUUCAGACGGAGGUCAACCCUUUUUAAACACCAGGCAUUACACACAGGAGAGAGACCCCAUAAGUGUUUAGUCUGUGGGAAAAGUUUCAUAUGGAGGUCAGACCUGGUUAAACAUCAGGCAUUCCACACAGGAGUAAGAUCCCAUAA
This is a messenger RNA of Terrapene triunguis (Three-toed box turtle), 886 nucleotides long. RefSeq names its product gastrula zinc finger protein XlCGF7.1-like. The transcript has 2 exons. Gene Ontology annotation, molecular function: RNA polymerase II cis-regulatory region sequence-specific DNA binding; DNA-binding transcription factor activity, RNA polymerase II-specific. The record is from RefSeq and is a predicted model, not a curated record. Gene Ontology annotation, biological process: regulation of transcription by RNA polymerase II. The annotation marks the transcript as partial. NCBI's taxonomy places the organism in Eukaryota, Metazoa, Chordata, Testudines, Emydidae.